This is a messenger RNA of Rhincodon typus (whale shark), 10518 nucleotides long. Its product is annotated as dynein axonemal heavy chain 6-like. The record is from RefSeq and is a predicted model, not a curated record. Lineage: Eukaryota; Metazoa; Chordata; Chondrichthyes; Orectolobiformes; Rhincodontidae. Gene Ontology annotation, molecular function: dynein light intermediate chain binding; dynein intermediate chain binding; ATP hydrolysis activity. Gene Ontology annotation, cellular component: dynein complex. Gene Ontology annotation, biological process: microtubule-based movement. The transcript is spliced from 63 exons.
AUGUCUGACCUUUCACUGCAGGAUGCCACAAUUCCAGAGGAUGACAGAGGAGACUUUCUGUACUGUCUGUUAAGAGCUCAGGAUGACCUAAAAGCUCGUUACAACCCGUACGAUCUGCAAAUUGUUUCUGCAACCAGAGCCAAAUCCUACAAACAGUACUGGACAAUUAGUGCUUCCUACGUAUCCAAGGUUACCUCUGUGUAUGAAAAAGAUGGAAUAGAAAGCACCCCUAUAAUGGAAUGGUUGGUUGAACGAUGUCAUUUCUACAGGAUCUAUCUGCUGCCUGUCUUUGUGAAUUUCAGAAUUUCAGCUAUCCUGACAUCUGCUUGUGUUUUUACUGCAAAUUCUGCUGACGGACUUUGUUUAGCCAUCGCUCUAGUCACCACACACAACAAAAAAUACUCGGAGAUAUUGGACAAAACGAAUACCUAUUCAUGUGAGGAGUUUGCUGAAAUCCAGUCUGAACAGUGUAACUAUGCAUUGAAGAAGCUUUGUGAACUCAGAUACAAAAUCAUUCAGUCCGUCAAAGAAGCCUGUCUGGAGAAAGCCAAAAUGGAGGGAUUUGGGAAUGUAUUCCCAGCAGAACAUGCUAAUUCAACUCAGAGGCCAGCAUUUACUGAAAUUAUAGGGUCGAGACCACUCCUUGCAGUGUUCUUCAAGUUCCUGAAGGUAGUGGACUACCUGUUUCAGGAGCUGAUCUGUCGCCUGGUUAAAACUGCGGUCCAACUAUUACUGGAUGCCCUGACAGAUUCAUACAUGGAGAUCUCAACAGAUGAGAAAAGAAAUGAGGAAUUGCUGAGCACACUCCCAAUCCACACUAGAGCUUACCUGGACAAACGCUUGCGCAUCGUGCAAGAUUCUUCCAAUACUGGAGAUAAAAGUCUUAGCAGUCUCCAGAGCUUGAGCAACGUUGAAAGACAGUCUGAGGUGUCCACCAAAACCAGCGCAAUGGAUGUAGACCAGGUCAUCAAAAAUAUUGAAGAACAAACACAGAAAGUGGCACCGGUGUUUAUUGUAAAUCUGAUACUUGACAUUCCAUCUAAAAAUGAAAUCCCACAUCGAAGCAGUACAAAAUCUAAAUGUCGAGCCUCUAAUCGAGUGUGCAAGCCUGAUAAAAACGAUGAGGCCUUAGAGCAGUCAUGGAUUUCUGCAGAUUCGAGAGAAUUGGAUUGUAUGUUGGAUCCAACAGAAAGUGACGUUGAAAUUGAAGAUAAUAUAGAUGACAGUUAUAGAUCAGUAUACAGGAAACCUGUAAAAUCUACUUUGUCCCCCACCUCGGAAGAUUUGCUGUUUCACAUACAAAGCAUAAUUGGAACACUGGAAUAUACUGUUGGCAAGCUAGUUGCCUUCAUUGAUGAGCCUCACUUAUCCAUGUUUGACUCAUAUUCUGCGUACGAACUGAAACUGUCCGAGCGUGAACUGGAGACAAAAAGGUCUAAGAAGAAGAAGCUAUUGCUCAACCCUGACAUACUGUUUGGGCAAGAUCCACAUUACCAGAACCAACUUGUUGAAUUGCAUGACUUGAUAAAUGAGGCCAUGGUGCACGUAGGACAGUACAGUCAAAGCUUUGAACGUUUCUGUAUCAUGGUGGAGCAAGCUAUGGAGUUGGACUUUGAGACUUCUGUGAAGCAGCAUGACUGGACUCCACAGAAAUUCAGGAUCAUGUUGCAGAUGUACAAUGAGCACAUAAUGGACAUGAGAAACAUGACCGUGGAGAGACGUGUACGCAUGAUGAAGGUGCUGAGCCGACAGUUCCAGGCAGACUGCAUGCCCUAUUCAGAAGCAGUGCUCAAAGCAGUGCAAACCCAUAUGAUAAAUUAUGCUCACAAGAAGAAUCUUGGGCUGAUGGCAGUAAGAAAUCCCACACUCCUCCAGUCAGAGACAUCUCCACAAAAAGCCCUAGAAGACAUUAAUGCCUUGAUGGCUGAAAUCUCAACAAUAGCCAAUAAGACACAAAGCUACAGCAACUAUCAAGAACAUUUCUGCACCACAGACGGCACAGGGGCCUCCAUUGCCAACAGUAUUCACACCGUACAGAAGUGUGGAGGCAAGAGCACUCAGGCACUGAAUACACUGCUGUCUGAGACUGAGUAUGAGUUAAUGUUGAGGAAACUGCUAUGGGAGUCGCAAGGUGAAUGGGAGAAGCUGUACAUGCAUUGGACUGAUACCUUGUUUAAUGAACUGAAUGUGGACACAAUUCAAAAGGAUGUCAACAGGUUCACACAGACAAUAUACAUGUUGGAAAAAGGAUUGCCAGCGAAUGAUAUAGUUCCUCUUCAGAAACAGGCUGUCUUUGACUUUAAAGAGACACUCCCAGUCAUUGUGGCAUUGAGGAACCCCUAUCUGGAAUCGCAGCAUUGGGAAGCCAUUGAAUACACCAUUGGUCGAUCAAUCAAGGACAAAAACCUCACUCUGGAAAACCUCACCAAACUGAGGAUAUUCCAGCGCAAAGAAGCAAUUGUUAACAUUUCUGCCUUAGCUAGUAAUGAAGCCACUCUCAAAAGCAUGCUGGAGAAGGUCAGCAGCCUAUGGAAACACACCAGCUUCAAGUUAAUGACUCAUCAGUUGGACACCUACACUGUAUUAAUCAUUGGGUCAACGGAAGAGAUCAUUGGUCUGCUGGAGGAUAGUUUAAUCACCAUUUCCACCAUUAAGGGUUCCCGUUACGUGGAACCAAUCAAGAAAGAGGUGAAUGAAUGGGACCGUAAACUGAACAUUAUAGCACAUACAAUAGAAGAACUGAUGACCUGUCAGCGGAACUGGCUCUACCUCACUCCCAUUUUCCAAGCUCCUGAUAUUCAAAGGCAACUUCCCACAGAAACCAAACUGUUUAGCCACAUUGAUGCUGCAUGGAAUGAGUUAAUCAUCAGAAUUCAGAAUAACUCAAAUAUUCUGAAGACAACCACCACGUCAGGGGUCCUUGAGCUUUUACAGACCACCAAUGCCAACUUGGAAAAGAUACUGAAAUGUCUUGAGGAUUACUUGGAAGCCAAACGGAUUGCUUUCCCACGUUUUUAUUUCCUCAGCAACAGUGAACUGCUGGAUAUCCUGUCUCAAAGCAAAAAUCCUGAGGCUAUACGGCCUCAUUUAGCCAAGUGUUUUGAAAAUAUCAGAUCUCUGGAGAUUGUGAAGCAAGCUACCAGACCUCCCACUGUGGUUAUGAUCAAGUCUGCAGAAAAUGAGAAUCUUCCCAUGCCAAGGAAUGUUCGAAUUCGGGGACCCAUUGAACAAUGGCUGGGAAAUGUGGAAAGUUCCAUGUUUGAGUCUGUGAAAAAGCAUCUCCGGUUUGGAAUAAGUGAUUGGAAAUUGACACAGUUCAAAGAGUGGGUGCUCUCUCAUCCAGGGCAGGUUGUCGUCACUGUGAGUCAGAUAAUGUUCAAUUGGAAAUGUAAGAAGUGUUUCAAUGGACCCAAGCCACACAACCAACUGCAGGAUGCCCGUCUGGUAUUGAUGAAUAGGCUGGAUGCAUUGGCAGAGCUCAUGUCUACAUCACUGCGGGCUUUCCAGGAAACAGUGCUUGAGACUCUACUGACCAUCAAUGUGCAUUGUCGUGACGUGCUGAGUGAGCUCAUUGCCAAGAAGAUCGUCAGAGAGGAUGAUUUUGAAUGGAUCAGGCAGUUGCGUUAUGAGUGGAACAUGCAGAACAAUACUUGCUAUGUGGUCCAGGCCAGCAGCUCCUUCACCUAUGGCUAUGAAUAUCUUGGCUGCUCACCCCGAUUAGUAAUCACGCCACUCACUGACCGCUGUUGGCUUACUCUGACUGGAGCCCUGCACCUGAACCUUGGAGGCUCGCCUGCAGGACCAACAGGAACUGGCAAAACAGCAACUGUGAAAGACCUUGCCAAAGCUCUGGGAAAACACUGUGUUGUCUUCAACUGCUCUGAAGGUCUUGAUUACAAGAUGAUGGGGAAAUUGUUCUCUGGAAUUGCUCAGUCUGGAGCAUGGUUCUGCUUUGAUGAGUUUAAUCGGAUUGACGUGGAGGUCCUGUCAGUAACUGCCUCACAGAUCCUCACCAUUAAGGCAGCAAAAGACAGUGAAGCAAUGAGAUUUGUGUUUGAAGGCCGUGAAAUCCGACUAAAUAAGUCCUGUAGUUUCUUCGCAACUAUGAACCCUGGAUACGAAGGACGAGUUGAACUCCCAGACAAUCUGAAAUCCUUAUUCCGGCCUGUGGCAAUGAUGGUACCUGAUUACGAGCUAAUUGCAGAAAUCAUGCUGUUCUCUGAGGGCUUUAAAUCAGCCAAGUCCCUCUCAGGAAAGAUUGUUAAUGUAUAUCAGCUGGCCAGCAAGCAGUUAUCUCAACAGGAUCACUAUGACUUUGGAAUGAGGUCCAUAAAGUCUGUGUUAGUGAUGGCAGGACAGAAGAAGAGAGCAGCUGAGAUUCAGUAAAUGCCCAUGAGCCAGACUGAUGAAUCACACAUUCUCAUCCAUGCACUGAAGGAUGCAAAUUUCCCCAAGUUCCUGGCUGAAGAUGUCCCCUUGUUUGAAAGUAUUCUAGAUGAUCUCUUCCCAGGACUGACUUCACCCAAAGAAGAAACUCUUUCACUGCAGAAAGCAAUAGCCAUGGCAACUGCAGAACUAGGAUUUCAGCCUUGGCCAAGCCAAGUGGAGAAGAUUAUCCAGUUAUACAGCCAGAUAUUGGUCCGUCCUGGAGUGAUGCUGGUAGGUCCUACGUGUGGAGGAAAGACAACAGCCAGAAAUAUCUUACAAAAAGCCUUGAUCAUUUUACCAAGCAUUGCUACCGAUGCUGGGAGCACAUCAUCCUUGAGCCCCAUGGCUAAGAGAGGCAAAGUAGAAACCUUCACCAUCAAUCCCAAAUGCAUCAGUCUCGGAGAGCUGUAUGGGCAUGUGGACCAGCACACAAUGGACUGGUCUGAUGGCUUGCUGGCUCAGGCAAUGCGGAAGUUUGCAAAGGACCUACACAAGGAGUAUGGCCACAAUUUGGAGAUGAAGAUGCUUUCGACUGCUUUCGUGAAUGUUGACAGAAAAUGGAUUGAUUUCCAAGAUCAUAAGAGUCCAGAAACUGAAGAUGUUACGGCCUUGUCCAGCUGGCGAUGGAUAAUCAUGGAUGGCCCAGUAGACACGGUGUGGGUAGAAAACCUCAACACAGUACUGGAUGACACCAGGACUCUGUGCUUGUCCAAUGGGGAACGCAUCAGCUUGCCACGAGGCAUGAGGCUACUCUUUGAGGUGGACAGCCUUUCCCAAGCUAGCCCUGCUACAAUCAGCAGGUGUGCUAUGGUUUAUAUGGACCCAGUCGAUCUUGGUUGGCGACCUUAUGUUAGUACCUGGCUAGAAAAACUCCCAGAAGAGUUACCUGGCAAAGCGAAGGAAUACCUCCAGACACUCUUUGACAAAAGCAUUUCAGCAGGCCUGCAAUUUGUAAGAAGCCAUCGAGGGUUGCAGCAUUUUGCUGUUACAGAUCUGGGGAUAGUGAUCACACUUUGCCACCUGUUACAAUCUUUUCUGGAUUUCAUGAGCAAGAAUGGUGGCUUCGGAGUCAGUGAUAGCACUGCAUCCAAUGAAAAAAUCAAGAGAACAGAAGGGCUUCAAAAACAGGAUGUGGAGGGCAGCUCUGGAACCAGGUCUGACAAGUGGUAUUUAGAGAAGAAACCGAACAUGCUGCCUGCCCUCCUGGCCAAGCUCUACAUGUUCUCUUUCACCUGGGCAAUGGGCGGCUGCUUGAAACGCGAGGACAAUUACGAGGAAGAAGCUCUCAUUGGGUUCAGCGACAGGAGCAAAGAGGAUGAGGUCAUCAAAGUCACGCUGGACUUCAACACUUUGGUCCAAAACUUGUUCACAGAACAAUCUCCACUCUCAGUUACGUUUCCACCUGGAAAAGAGACUGUCUUCGGAUAUUUCGUGGACAUGCAAACGGGGCAACUUAUAUCUUGGGACAAACUGGUUCCAUCCACAGAGGAGCUUAUUUCAAAAGGGGUGCAGUUAUCAAGUCUCGCUGAAGCAGUCAUGACCGGAAUUCCCAAAUCAAGACAACCUAAUCCGGAAAAUCUUGUGUGUACGGUUGACACUGUGCGAUACUCAUUUAUAACCAGCCUUCUGCUUCUCAACAAAUGCCCCGUGCUGCUUACAGGUGAAUCUGGUGUUGGGAAAUCUACUCUGAUUGAGGAAAUGCUUUCAAAGCUUCAGAAACCCAAAGGUUCAUUGAUCCAAAAAAGGACCAUCCUUGGAAACAUUUUCCUUUACAAUGAGAUGAAGCAUGAGAGCAGCCUGGUAGUAGGCAUCAGCCAUCUGACUGAAGGCUUCAGCAGAGAGACAGAGCCUGGAUCGGUCUGCAUUGAUGGAGGUUACACUUACCUGCAGAAAUUAACCCAACAUAGUCUUUUGCAGCAGUUUGGAAGCAUUGAUGGUAUCAAGAAGAGAUUGAAAGCACUGGAUACUGCAAAGGAUAUUGCAAAGAGCAAAAUUCCAGAGGCGAUUGUAUUUCUCGAUGACCUGAACAUGCCAGCAAUUGAGCAAUACGGAGCACAGCCUCCACUUGAACUGAUCCGGCAAUUCCUGGACCUCGGAGGGUUUUUUGAUAUUAAGAAGCUCAAGUGGUUGCGUGUGGAAGACGUGACUCUGGUUGCUGCAUGUGCCCCCCCAAGUGGUGCUCGCACUGAACUCAGCCAACGGCUCCUCAAACACUUCAGCAUCUUCACCCUGCCUCAGCCUUCCACUGACUCACUGCAACACAUUUUCCAGGUACAAGUCGGAUGUCACCUGGAAAGCCGAAACUUCUUGCCAGUUGUGCGGAAGUGCCGAGAGCUGUUAGUGACUGCCGCCAUUGCUAUUUAUUACAAAAUGUGCCGUCAAAUGCUGCCCACCCCAGUCAAACCGCACUAUACAUUCAACAUGAGGGACCUGGCCAAGGUUUUCCAGGGCCUGCUGCAGGCUCAUGAAUCCGACAUUGUUUCCAGAGAAAAGACAAUCAUUCUAUUUGCACAUGAGGUUACCAGGGUUUUCCAUGAUCGGCUCAGUGACAAAAAAGACAGGCAGAUGUUUUACACUUUCCUCUCUGACGAUCUCCACAACUACUUCAAGGUGAAGUGGAGCCCUGCACAGUUGAUUGCUGAUUCUUUUUUAUUUGGAGAUUUUAUGGAUUUGUAUGUCCCAAGCAGCAACAGAAUCUACAAACAGAUUAGAAAUAUGAAAAAACUGGAAAAUGUACUUGCGGAUUACCACUUCAGGCACAGCUCAACAAAUAUGAAAGUCACUCACCCAGUUUACUUUAAAGAAGCUGUAGAACACAUUGUCCGAGCUGCUCGAGUCUUCAGUCAACCUGGGGGACACCUGAUGAUGGUGGGAGUGGACAGCACAGGAAAAUUGACCAACUCUACUCUAGCCUGCCACGUUGCUGACUGUGAGCUAGCGGUGCUUUCCAUUCGACAGGAUUACAACCACAGUGACUUCCAGGAGGAGCUGAAGAAAUCCUUCAAACAGGCAGGCGUAAAUGGUGUCAAGACAGUACUGCUGCUGACAGAUGAAGAUCUCAUCAAGGAGACGUUUUUAGAAGAUUUGAACUGCCUUGUACAUUCAGGCCAAGUACCAGGCCUGUUUGACAACGAAGAGUUGGACAACAUCAUUGUGGAACUGAAGAGCCAGGAGAGUGAAGGCAAUCUGCCCGACAACAGGGAGGCACUGUACCAGUUCUUCCUGCAGCGUGUUCAGGAGAGGCUCCACAUUGCCCUGGCUAUCAGCCCCGCUGGAUCCAAGUUCCGCCAACGCUGUCGGAUGAACCCCUCACUGGUUAACUGUUCCACCAUAGACUGGUAUGACAAGUGGCCCAAAGAGGCCCUGCUCAGAGUGGCAAACGUCUACUUCACCCAAGUGGAUUUUGAUGAGACUGGCAGCAGUGAUCGUGCUGAGCUGGUUAUUGUCCAAGACCAAUAUCUUCAGGCUGCUGAGUGGCUGAAAGGUGCCUGGUGGGAUGUGGCUUAUACAAUUGUGGUCCAGGUUGAGGAAGUAGAGCUUGCCCAAGCCUGUGAAAGAUUUGCUGAAUAUCUUCUGAAUCUUAUUGGAGGCCAGGUCCAUGAUUCGGAGGGCACUCAGGGCCUGGAAGACAUUGGGUGGCAGAGCAGUGAUUUCAUUCAGUGGCAUGUCCAAGUCAGACAGGCUCCAGAGGCCAGAGAAUGCUCCUGCUCUGAUGGACCUGAAACGGUUUUGGCCCAGCAUCAGGAAACGAAGACUGGACAGACUUUGAAAGACCUUGUGGGGAAGUCUGCUGAGUUGGUUACCAUGGAGAUUAACCAAGGUGGGACUGGGACUGGGACACAGUUAACUGUAAGGAAAAGGAGGCCAGUGCCAUCCAGACUCAGUUCCAUCUCCAUCUCUGAGGAGGAGGCCGUUGAACCAAAACAGCAACAUGUGCAGGAGGCUCAGGAAGCCCUGGAGAUCGCAAAGGAGAAUCUUAGAAAGAAACAUGAAAGUCUGAGACUGAUUGAGAAUCACCAGCAAUCCCUUCAGCAGAUCUUCAAUGACACUGUGCAGCAGAAGGAGGCCAUGGCCAAUCGCAAGUUACUCACCACGACCAGGCUCUCGAGGGCAUCCAUCCUGAUCACUGCUCUCAGCAAUGAAAAGUACUGCAGAUUUUAUAACCAUAUCAUCUUCGUAUCCAUAGGGCAUAUUCUAGAUGACCAGGACCUCAUCGAUACCCUUCAAAAGUCAAAAGACAUGUCCAAAGAGAUUAAACUGCGAAUUGAGGCCUCAGAAGAAAAUGAGAGGAAAAUCAUGGCUGCUCGCAAGAAAUAUUUGCCAAUGGCAACCCGGGGCUCGGUCAUGUACUUCGUAAUGGAUGAGUUAGCGAAGCUGAACUGUAUGUACCAGUUCUCCCUACACUGGUUCAUGAAGAUCUUCACUGAGUCAGUCAGUGACAUGCACAAACCACACACCAGAAGGCCACAGUCAGGAUACAUCCGACGCACGGGUAAAUUAAAACGCUCAGCCAGUCAGUACAGCAACUUAAUGUCCAGCAAAGCAAGGAUGCACAUCGGCUUCAAAUCCUACUUACAGAACAUGAUGAACACACUGACCGAGAAUACGUACAAGAUGGUGUGGUAUGCCCUUUUCACUCAGCACCAGCUCUGCUUCUCCUUCAUGCUGUGUAGCAGCAUCAUGAGGACCAGUGAGACUGGCAAAGAUGAUCUCAGCAACAAGGGCCACCUCCCAGAGACUGAGUGGCAGAUCUUCCUGCACUCCACCAUGCUGGCUGAUGUGGCUGAUGCUCAGGAACGACAGGAGAAUCAGGAUAUGGGAGAUGACAAGUGGUCUGAACAAGGUCCGAAUGCACAGUGGAUGACAGAGGCCAUGUGGAAGCAGUGUCUGUACAUCAAUACCCAGCUGGGCUCCUUCGCUCUGCUCUGCAGAUCUAUCAAUACCCAUCCCAUACAGUGGAAAAGCUUUCUGCACUCAGAGGAACCUUAUCACUUCAUCAAGAGACCCUUCCAUGUCCUUGGCAUGGACACAAAACAAGGAUUGCGCCCAUCCAGGAAUCAGUUAGAUUCUGACCAGUAUCAGUCAGACUACCACAUGGAAGUGCAGAACUCGAUCUUCCCUUGGGAACAGCUGACAUCUUUUCAGCGUCUCAUUUUGAUAAAGAUCCUGAGGCCUGAGUGCUUGAUUGCCACAGUGAGAGAAUUUAUUGCAGAGAAACUGGGCCCAGACUUUCUGCCAAGCCCCUCAGUCCAUCUCCAGGACGCAUUCGAUGAGACUGAUGCCUCGACGCCACUGAUAUUCCUCCUGUCCCCGGGUACUGACCCCGUCUCUCAAGUGCUGCGAUUUGCGAAGGAAUGCCGGGGGAACACAGACCACCUGGACAUGGUGUCUCUGGGCCGGGGUCAGGGGCCUAUCGCUGAAGAGCUGAUCCAUAAAGCUCUGGUACAGAGGGGUCGCUGGGUGUUUCUGCAGAAUUGUCACCUGGCUGCCUACUUCAUGCCAACACUGCAGGCCAUUGUGGAAUCGUUCAGAAAACCAAGAGUGCAUAUUGAUCCCAACUUCAGGCUAUUACUUAGCUCCAAAGCUGAUGACAAAUUCCCCAUCUCCAUUCUGCAUGAAGGGGUGAAGGUGGCUGUGGAGCCACCACAGGGUCUGAAGAACAAACUGCUGACCAGUUUCGGAAGCAGCGGCUUGGGGGAAGUGACAGAAAGAAUCUACAUGAAGGAGAAUGCAAGCCUCAGCUGGAGGAGGCUGCUCUUCAGUCUGUGCCUCUUCAAUGCCAUUAUCCAGGAGAGGAAGAAGUAUGGAGCUUUGGGCUGGAAUAUCCCGUACGAGUUUAGCUCUUCUGAUCUGGAGGUGGCCAUUCUGAAUCUGGAGAUGUUGGUUUACCACGAGGUGGAAAUCCCGUGGACAGCACUAUGCUACCUGACAGGAGAGGUGGUAUACGGAGGCCGGGUCACUGACAACUGGGACAGGAGAUGUCUCAACUGCACCCUCAGCAAAUUCUACAACCCCGAUGUACUCACUGAGGGUUUCAGCUUUUCCACUGAUAGGAAUGCCAACUGGAAUGAGGUGUGGGGAACAAACUAG